CACCCAUGAUGAGUGUGCCGAACUGUGGUCAGCGGCCUCCAUGAGACCUUUUCUGCAUUGUGUAAUGACAUCAAUAUGGGCAGAGACAAAGACAAUUUUCCUGAACGACUGAAGCGAUGGUUCAAGACAAAACGGGCAAUUGUGCCACCCGGGUGGGGAAUCACUUUAACAGAGGGACUGAAGGCUGAACUUAGUACAGAAUCCCCUAUAACUACACGAAUUAAAACAAUCAAAGAACUUAACGAACUACUGUCAACAAGAAAAUUGGAAGGGAAUGGUGUCCAGAAAGUGUGGUGUCUGGUUGAAGAUCUUCUGGCUCCAACUUGUCCAGCUGAACAACUGCACACCACACUUGAGAUGCUCACCACUCUCACAGAUGCACAUGGUGAUGACCUGGGAAUAAUGCGCCAAGUGUUCUUCAAUUAUAUCUCUGAAAAUUAUGAAAAUCAGGAGAUAAAGCCUAUCUUCGACUUCUUUCGUGGUGUAAUAGACGAGGGAAAGAAUGUCAAAUACAUUGAAGAAGUUGUUGGUACUUUUUUGCUGCAGUGGCUGCCCACAGCUCUAGCAUCACCCCUUGCUAUGGAUGCCCUUAAUCUUGUCAAUAACCUGAUUAAGUUCAACUCGGCCUUCCUAGACGAACAAGUUAUUAUGGGCUAUGUUAAAAUUGGUAUUGGUAGGCAUGUUGUGACUCAACUUCUUCAAGCCAAAAGUGAAGAGGAGGCAGUUUUGUGUCUUCAUGUCCUGGAGUCCAUCAUUGCCUACAGUAUCCUUCCAUCCUCUGCUCUUGCUCAACUUAUUUCUGCACUCACUAGGAUUGUCAAUGUGCCCCAGGUCACAAAAAUGGUUUUCAAGAUUAUGAGUAAUCUCCUCGGGACACACUAUGGUGACAGUGCUUUAUGUAUACUGUGCCACAUAAUUCAGGAAAUUACUGAUCCUCAUAUUGUGCGUGGAGCAAUUUUCUUCAUAACCUCCAUAUUGUGGGGAAGUGCAAUGACUCCUGCAUUGAACUAUACCCCAUCGGUAGUACUUGCAACUUUAUACAAGGCCAGUGAAAACAGCCAUGUACUAGUGGUUUAUGAGGUGGCUGUGAGCAUCCAGAAGUUGGUGGUCAGGAUGGGGUCUAAGCUACAUGUAAAUUCAUGGACCCUCGUUUUGAAAAUCCUGAUGAAUGUGUUUAUGCAUACAGUGAAAAUGACAGAGGAAAGGAUUGAAAAACCGACCAUAUUGGCUGUGCUCUCAGAAGCAGUGGAUGGCAUAGAACACCUUGUGGAGUCGAGGGAAUAUUUUGGAUCUCAUGGCCAGUUUUACUUGCUGGUGGACCAGUAUUCUCAACUACGGCCAGAGGCUUCUGUUAUCAAACUACUGGAUUAUCAAGAAAUGAACUUAAAUCCUGCCAAUCCACUAUGGCUUGUUAAGUUGGCCAAACUGUUUACCCAUCACUAUCAUGGUGACCAAAGACUGAAAGUAAAAAUGAAGGCAUUGGAUAUUCUCUCGCAUAUUUUCAAGAAUAACAGUCAAGUAUAUGGGACGGAGCUCAUUAGAGAAGUGAUCGUGCCUCAGCUGAAUGGAGUUGAAAAAGAAACUGAAGUUAAAGUUAGAACAGCUGCUGUCAAAUUUCUCUGCCAGAUAUCUGUGACACACAAAUCUGACAUCAUCUUGGAUGUACUGAACAUAUUAGAGAAGGUUCUGUUGGCAUCAUAUUUGAAGGAAGAGAGAACUGUUUUGCAGGAAAGUGAAGCUACAGAUAUUGUUGCUGUAGUUGAUGGCUUGAUACAAGUCUUUAAGGUUAAGAUGUGGGAGAUACCGGCAUCCCAUUCACUGAGUGCAUUUACAAUAUUGCUUCGAUGUUUAGAUCAUCAUUACCAAAACACUAACCUAAAGAGAGUAUCUACAAUAAGAUAUCUGAUUCUGGAAAUGAUUCUUGACAUGAGAGUCAACUCACACUACCAGAUAGGAUUCCCAAGACUCCAUCAUGAAGAUGAGAAUUCAGGGAGAGAGGCUGAUUCCUCCAUGAUUUCACCAUUUUCUCCUUUCUUAAUUUUGGAUCAUGAGUUGAACAGAAGAGUCAAGCAGGCUUACAUGAGGAAGGACCAGCAGGAGGUUGAGAUACUGGGAUUUUCGUCAAUGAAACAUGACAGACAUGUAGCUCAGGAAAUAGCAAAUGAAGUAAAUCAAGUUGCUGAAAUAAGAGAAGUAGCAGGAUCAGAGAUUUCUUUUCCCAAUUACGAAGUUACAAGUCUACCAUACACCCAAGCAACAAGAAGAAUCAUCAACUCCUUGAAGCAAGAGAAAGACUGGGUAGUACUUCGCUUAAUACUUGAGAAGUUGCCAGAAGUAUUGAAGAAUAAGAUUCUCGUUCUCACUAAAGGCGGCAAUGAACUUGACUCUCUUACCUCUGCACUUUUUUCACUGAUUGAUGGUAAAACCCUUGACGUACCAAAGUCCUUGUACAACACACCGACCAAAUUUACUCAGUCAGACUUUCAGUGUUAUGUAUUUCCAGUGUUAGCAAUGCUUGUCCCUCAUCAGGUGCACAUGGAGUCCACUACCCAGCAGAAGAUAAUCAGGAUUUUAGAAAGUGGUGUAAUAAAUCAAUAUGCUGGAGGACUGUGUAUAAGUGCCUUAACAUUGUGUGUCCUUGAAAUGCAAGAUUCCAUGGUCAAGAGCUUGCAUAGGAUUAUACUUCAUUUUACAAAAAUUACUGCCACUGUACCUAAGUCUCAAGCAAUGAUGGAAUUUCUUUCUACUGUUCUACACUUCCCCAAAGUAUAUUCAAACUUUGUGGCUGACCAAUACAUGGCAAUCUUUGCAAUUGCUAUACCUUACACAAACCCAAUUAAAUUCAACCAUUAUAUUGUGUCAUUGGCUUACCACGUCAUUGCCAUGUGGUUCCUCAAAUGUCGCUUGCCAUUUCGAAGAGGAAUUGUGAAGUUUAUAUCCAAGGUAAGAGAAUGUGUAAUUGUUUUUCCCCAUUUAAUGACCAAGUGUUUUCAUAUUUCUAUUACAAAUUUGGAGUGCUAUUGUAACAGUAUUAAUUUAGAAAUGAUUCAGAAUAAUAUGACAUUAGCCUUGAAUAUGAAGAAAUCCAGUGCAGAGAGACAGACAAAGGUCAAAGGCAAGGGAAGUGGCAAGAUGAGCAAAGAACAAGGAAGUGAUGAAACUGAGCAAGAGGAAGAAAGGAUACACCUGUAUAGUGAACUGAGAGAAACCUGUGUUGACUUGAUGUCUCGAUAUUCCUUUGCAUCAUGUUCACCCCUUCCUAAAAGGGGGCCUGUGGCAGAAAUGUUGAUAUCAGGAGGUCCAAGUAUGACCUGGUUGAUAGGCAACAAAUUAAUAACCAUCACUACCUCUGGUUGCUCACAAAAGGCCCUUCAAAAUGGACUCUGUGAAAAGUGUCUCCAGCUCUGCAACACAGAUAAGUAUAGGCAAGAUGAUAAAGAUUUGGUGAGGCCCUCUUCACCAUUUUCUCCAGACGUUGAAGCUUCUCCAGUUAAACCAUUCUCAGAGCCUUCACUUGACCAGUUGUCGGACUCAUCUUCAGCUUGCCCCCACUCUGAAUUACCAACAGUUCACUCAUCUUUGGAGUCAUCAUCAAUGCACAGCUUUUCUGAGACAUCUGUAAACCCUUCUGUUACAAAGCUAUUACCAAGCCAUUUGGGUCCCGAGUCAUCAACAACCUGCAUAGUCACUGAAACCUCACAAACUUCACCAGUGUCUGAACCAUCCUCAAGUUACUCAAUAUCUAUUCAGUCACCAGGCCCCUCUACUUCUGAAACCUCCCCAAGCCAUUCAGUUUUGGGACUGUCCCGAAGAUGCUCUGGCUCUCUUUCCCCAAGCCAAUUUCUUCCCAAUACAGCUCUUAGUUGUUUAAACUCUGAUCUUCAAAAUUGUCGAACUUCAGCUCCACCUCUCAGCCAUCCUGUCUCUGGUUCAUUUCUAAGUAGCUGUUCUACUGACAGGGCGAAGAUUAAACUUGUUGGUAAAGAUGAUCUGGGGUGUCCUGUUUCGCCAAGUGAGAGUAAAGAUGAUAAAGAACCAGGAACAAAGUCCCCCACAAAAGGGCUUACUUCACCCCUAAGUGAUCGUCUUCUGUUUGGCAGCCAGGAAAACACUGCUAAGGACACAAAUUUUAAACAGAAACAUAAACAGCAUCAUUUGUGUGCAUGUUGGUGCCAAGGGUGGGCAGAAAUAUUCAUUAGGCAACCAACUGGUAACACAUCUUGGAUGAUGCGUAUCCAAAAUCAGCAGACAUUGAUGACAUCUGAAGGUGAACUUCCACUAUAUAACUUGAGUGAAAUGUAUUCACCAGCAGUUAGACAAGAUCCAGGUGAUGGUCUUGACUCUGUCUUCUCGGAACUAACAAGAGAAGAAAAGAAAGAGGAGAAAAGUGUUAGACAAAGUAGCAGCAUCUUGACAGUCGACAACAUCUCUGGCUCUCCUCGUGUUGGUACUGGUGUUGCAGAGAGAAGUGGUGUAGUAUCUCCACAACCUCUACGACGAGAUAGAGGACACACUAUAUCUGACAUGAAUCCUGCCUCCCGCAGAGUUCUUAAUAAAGAUUCAGUUGCUGCAAGUAAAUCAAAGAAAAUUGAAGAAGGCAUUUCACCAAACUUCGUCUUUCUUCAGCUGUAUUAUCAUGGGCAGCUGGGGGAUACUGAGGAUCGUCCACUUCUGCUUCCUACUGACAGAAUCGAGUUCCAACGUGCCCUAAGAGUAAUAGAUCUCAUACGACCUCAGGAGACUCACAAGAUAGGAGUGUUGUGUGUAAGAAAAGGGCAGACUACAGAACAAGAGAUCCUAAGAAAUACAUUUGGAUCCCUCAGAUAUAUGUCUUUUAUUAUGGGUUUGGGUAAAGGACUUGAUCUUCAAUCAUUAUCACAAGAUGAAGUGUUUCUUGGUGGCCUUGACACAAAGGGAAGUGAUGGCAAAGCAGUUUUUAUAUGGCAAGAUGAUGUUAUGCAGGUUGUAUUCCAUGUUGCAACACUAAUGCCUACAAAGAAUUUGGACCCCAAUUGUAAUGGAAAGAAAUGCCAUAUAGGUAACAAUUAUGUUACCAUUGUGUACAAUGAGAGUGGUAAACCCUACGACAUGAACACUAUCAAGGGUCAAUUCAACCACACAGUUGUUGAGGUGGUUCCAUAUGACCACCAUACCAACACUGUGGGUCUCCUGUGUCGACCAGAGCUGAGGGAGUAUAUAGGAAAUGGUGAUCCCAGGCUUGUGUCUGAUGAUAAUCUGCCCGUUUUAGUACGACAACUUGCUCUCCAUGCCAAUCUCGCUUCAAUGAUUUUGGAUUCACUAAAUCGUCCACCUCAUACCCUAUAUGCAAGUAACUGGAUGGAAAGACUAAGGAAGAUCAGAAAGAUCCGCCAAACUGUGCUUAAUGAUAUCAAAGACAAUGAUCAGGGGCUGAGACCACCUCAACUGCUGGAUUUCACCGAUUUGACAGAUUCCUGUGUGAGGAGGAGGACUAAGAGUCACAGUGAUGGGUACUCAAUCCACUUCUUGUACUGAUGUGGGAAGACAGAAUGAAGAGGAUUUACUGAGACUGAGAUUUAGGUAGACUGGCUGAGUGAGUGUUGAAGGGACUGGCUGAGUGAGAGUGGGUGUUGAGACUGGCUGACUGAGAGUGGGUGUUGAGACUGGCUGACUGAGAGUGGGUGUUAGGGACACUGGUUGACUGAGAGUGGGUGUUAGGGACACUGGUUGACUGAGAGUGGGUAUUAGGGACACUGGUUAACUGAGAGUGGGUGUGGAGAGUGGGUGUUAGGGACACUGGUUGGCUGAGAGUGGGUGUUGGGGAGACUGACUGACUGACUGACUGACUGAGAGUGUGUUGGGGAGACUGACUGAGAGUGAGUGUUAGGGAGACUGAUUGAUUGAGAGUGAGUGGUAGCAAGACUGAGCGGGUGUCGGGGAGUCUGAGCGGGUGUCGGGGAGUCUGAGCGGGUGUCGAGGAGACUGAGCGGGUGUCGGGAGACUGAGCGGGUGUCGGGAGACUGAGAAAGUGCUGGGAAUAACUGAAUUAGGAAUAUGGAAAAAUGAACCAGAUGAGUGAACAUACUGGAAUUAAAGGAAGAGGGAGGGAAGUCCAUGAGACUUGAACAGAGGAAGCAAGCAGUCCUCCAGUACAAAUACCUGUAUAUUAAAAUGCAGUACCUUUGCCUGUCUCUUUAGUGUGCUAAAUAUUUUUAAAUAGACUACAAUUAUAUUCUGUUAAUUAGCACUUAUAUAGAUUGUUAUUGCACUAGAGAUAGUUAUUGUAUGGAGUAUUCAGU
Molecule: messenger RNA, 6278 nt
Organism: Homarus americanus (American lobster)
Lineage: Eukaryota; Metazoa; Arthropoda; Malacostraca; Decapoda; Nephropidae
Product: tuberin-like
Exons: 30
Coding region: 76-5514 (1812 amino acids)
Biological process (GO): negative regulation of TOR signaling; negative regulation of insulin receptor signaling pathway; positive regulation of GTPase activity
Cellular component (GO): TSC1-TSC2 complex; nucleus; cytoplasm
Molecular function (GO): GTPase activator activity
Source: RefSeq, a predicted model, not a curated record